UGGCUUGCUGCAACUCUGAAUGAAAGAAUCUCUCUCUCUCUCUCUCUCUCUCGCUGUCUGGAUGCAUGGCGUCUGCUGGCUGCAGCUCGCCAGCACAUGUCCAGAGAAAACAAGCCAGUCCUCUAAGAUGGAGUAACUCUUUUCUCUACACCUCCCUUUGAGUGGAUUGCAUAUCUCCUCCGGGUUGUUUUGCUUGGGACCGUUCGUCACGUCAUGGACUGGGCCGCUCUUGUCAAGACUGAAGAACGAGGAGCACAAACCACCUCACGUUUCUGGAAGAAAGCACCACUUUUUGUGCAGACCUGUGACCGAUGCCCACACUGAACCAUGCCUGACGUCUAAGUCCACAUAGUCCAUACUGACCUGUACGUUGUUACCAGUCUGUAUACUCAAAACCACCAAAAAAAUGACCUCACCGAUAUGCACCCGGAAGCACUUCUCCGCUCGCCUGUCCCUGGCCACGCUGCUGCUGGUCCAGGUGAGGUGGGGGUGCUGUCAUCCGCAGUGUUUGGACUACAAGCCGCCGUUCGAGCCCCGGCAGCCGCUGCUCUUCUGCAAGGACUACUCCAAGUUCGGAUGCUGCGACGACGAGAAGGAUCAUCGGCUGUCGGUCAAGUUCUACACCAUCAUGGAGAACUUCGACCACGUGGGCUACGCCACCUGUGGGAAGUACAUACGCAGCAUUAUCUGUCAGGAGUGCUCUCCAUACGCUGCCCACCUGUACGACGCCGAAGACGCAAACACACCCAUGCGGGUCUUGCCCGGACUGUGUGGCAACUAUUGUCAAGACUACUGGCACCAGUGUAGGUACACACUGAGUCUCCUCCUGGAGGACCUUGGGAGCCCGGGACAGUUUUCAAACCUGACCGCCACAAUAGAAGAAGACCAGAGAAGGUUCUGUGAAUUUCUGGAGCUGAAGGAUAAACAAUACUGCUACCCUAAUGUCUUGUCUAACACGGAACUCAAUGCCAACCUGGGUUCGGUGCGAGCGGAUUCCGAAGGCUGUCUGGAGUUGUGUUUGCAGGAGGUGGCGAAUGGACUCCGCAACCCGGUGGCUAUGAUCCACGCAGAUGACGGAACACAUCGGUUCUUCGUGGCCGAGCAGCUGGGCUACGUGUGGGUGUAUCUGGCCAACGGUUCCAGGAUCGACCGUCCGUUCCUCAAUCUCACGCGCGCUGUCCUGACGUCACCUUGGGCUGGAGAUGAGAGGGGGUUCCUCUGCAUAGCCCUGCACCCUAGGUUUACCACAGUCAGAAAGGCCUACGUUUACUACUCGGUGUCCGUCAAGAAGGAGGAGAGGAUACGCAUCAGCGAGUUCACACUGUCGACGUACGACGACAACCAACUUGACCACUCUUCAGAGAGGACCCUCCUCGAAGUGGAACAACCAGCGUCCAAUCAUAACGGGGGUCAGCUUUUGUUUGGCCACGACGGAUAUCUGUACAUCUUUAUCGGGGACGGCGGUCGAGCCGGGGACCCUUUUGGAAAAUUUGGCAACUCGCAGAACAAGUCAACCCUCCUUGGCAAAGUGCUGCGAGUGGAUGUGAAUAACAACGACGAUGGCGCCCCUUACAGCAUCCCUUCAGAUAACCCGUUCCUCGGAGAGAAGGGGAGCCUCCCAGAGAUUUAUGCCUACGGCGUACGCAACAUGUGGCGAUGCGCCAUCGACCGAGGCGACCCGGCGACGGGCCAAGGUCGAGGCAGGAUGUUCUGUGGCGAUGUGGGCCAGAACAAAUACGAGGAAGUAGACCUCAUCCUGAAAGGCGGAAACUAUGGAUGGAGGGCAAAAGAAGGCUUCAACUGCUACGAUCGCAAACUCUGUCGUAACUCAUCUCUGGACGACAUCCUGCCAAUAUUUGCCUACCCCCACAAGAUGGGCAAGUCAGUGACGGGCGGGUACAUCUACAGAGGUUGCCAGAUGCCCAACCUCAACGGACUCUACAUCUUUGGGGAUUUCAUGAGUGGGCGUCUGAUGUCCUUAAAAGAGGACGUGACCACGGGGGAAUGGCAGUACAAUGAGGUCUGCAUGGGACGAGACCAAACCUGCAGAUUCCCCAAACUCAUCAACAGCUACUAUAAAUACAUCAUCUCUUUUGCAGAAGAUGAAGCAGGUGAAUUGUACUUUCUUGCCACGGGUGCGGCGAGUGCCACCGCCAGAGCGGGAGUCAUCUAUAAGAUAGUGGAUCCCUCCAGGCGAGCUGCACCAGGAAAAUGUGGCAUCAAACCUUCGCCGGUGAAGGUAAAGGGAAAACUUCUCCACUUCCGCCCAAAAGAAGAAUAUGUUAUGGACAAGAAAGCGACCACCACACCCGUGCCGACCACAACGGCGAGGACAGCCCCCGCCACCAGAAGAGCCCCGACAAGAAGAAGCACCACACCCACUCCCACCAGAAAAGCUUGGCCCCCGCAAGCGCCGACGGGAAGAGCGGCCAAAAAGACGCCGACAGCGGCCCUAAAAACGACGACCUCGGCAGCCACUUUGGCCAAAGCCACACCCACCGGUUCCGUCGACACUGCAGCCUUCUCCGGCAUUCAAACCGCAAGUUCAUCGAGGAAACAUGUGAGACCCCACCCGACUACCUCCUCCCGGACUCUAACCUUCCCGCAGGCCCCUCCUCUUCUGUCCACAAAGAAAACGUACACACGUUUGACCAAUGCCCGUAGUCCUGAGCCUCAAAGGAGGUCGACGACUCCACGGCCGCCGUAUUGGAUCCCCAAGCCCACAUCCUAUAGACCUCCAACCAACCCCACUCAGGCAAAGGUGGUGUUGGGAGAUAAGACGGACAACGCGGAGGAAGGUGAGGGUAACCAAGUGAAUAAACGGCCCAGGGUAGGAGGACGAGGGUACGGUCACAAGGGAGUAAGAACAGGAGGCCGAAGGAUCCGUGUCGGCUCGGUCCGACUAGUCAGCACAGACGGUCUAUCCGACCGAGGAAGAGUCGAGAUCUUCAUCCGUGGGGAGUGGGGGACCGUCUGCGACGACCUCUUCACCACCAGGGCCGGUAGCGUGGUGUGUCGGCAGCUGGGCUUCACCACGGCGCUGGCGGUGAUGAAGAGGGCCGUUCUGGGUUCGGCGGACGUCGCCGUCCGGAUCUUCUUGGACGACGUGGAGUGCGAGGGCGAGGAAAGGUCCCUGCUGGACUGCAAGAGGUCCAGAGUCGGGAAGCACAACUGCUCCCACUCGGAGGACGUGGGAGUGAUCUGUGGGUAGGGGAGGACCUUGGAACGUAGGUCUGGAUGAGUUUUUGCCCCAUACCUUUGAGAAUCCUGAGUGUGACGGAUGCAUGAAGGAGUGGAGGGUUGGUUAUUUUAUCCAGGACUAGCUGCAGUGUGCUCAAACAACCACCAGGUAGCAUCGGUCAGCAGAUCAAUCAAGAAAACUAAAUGCAUUUUUCACUCAUGCUUUAAGUGAGGGAUGAGGCAAAAAGUAAUCCAGGCCUACUCUUGUUUGGUAAUCUCCAGAUCAAUGUUCGGUUUUUACAAAUUUUAAGCUCACGUCCGCCUAAAUCCUCAAAGAUGACGCAACCGCAUUUGUGUUGAUCUGUUGUUAAUUGUAGAGAUACCGCGUUCAUGUUUAACCGUCAUCAUAGGAACUACAAAAGAUUAUUAAUAUUCCGAAUACGGGAUAAAAUCACGGGAAAAAGUUCCUAUAUUCAGGUCAGUACAAAACGUACCGUAUUUUUCGGACCAUAGGGCGCACCGGAUUAUAAGGCACACUGCCGAUGAGCAGGUCUUUUUUCAUACAAUAGGUGCACCGGAUUAUUAUUAUUAUCGGCGGUCACUCGAACGAGUAUGACGAUCCUCCUGGUAGGGGUGUAUCCCUUUAUGGAGGAUGCCUGUGCGUGACUUUGUUUUACGUGGGGAGACUGGUGCACAGGCAGUCACCACACGAUCCUUGACAGAACCGGGUCAGGGUCCAGUGGCAUGGAGUCCAAGACGACUGGGGACCCUUUUCUGCUGCAGCCUUCUUCCGCCAUCAUAGCCGUUGUGGUAGUUCUUAAAGCUACCCUCUUCCGCCUGCUCCGCCGUUGAGGUAUUCACCGUAUUUCUGGCUAGGGGGCAGUCAGGUACCAGGCCUUUGCCAAGGGCCACCUGGGGUAACAGUAGUAAAGGGGUUAACCUCCUAGUGCCCCAAGACCCCAUAGAGGAGCCUCCACUGCCGGAUGCACUUUAACGUCAUGCCCAAGACAUGGACCGGAUUAUAAGGCGCAUUAAAGGGGUUGUAUUAGGAUUUUUUUUCUAAAUGUAAAAGACUUCUUUGUGGUCUACAUACCAUGUGAUGGUGGUUCUUUGGUCAAAAUGUUGCAUAGAUGAUGUUUUACAAGUCGCUUUCUGACAAUCACUUUUGUGGGCGGUGUUAUUUCGACAGCGUCUUCUCCCCGUCAUCUUUGUUGUAGCGGUGUAGCGUGCAAGGACGGGAGUGAAAGAAGUGUCAAAAGAUGGCGCUAACUGUUUUAAUGACAUUCAGACUUUACUUCAAUCAAUAACGGAGCAGCAUCCGGAAACAACAACACCGGAAAUAUGUCCCGUGAAAAAACGUCCGACCGGAACUCUCUAAUAACUAAAGUUCCUUGGGUGAAUAAUGUAAACUCACUACACCGGUAUGUUUUAGCGCUUCCAUACCGAGUCUACUGACAGAUAUAAGUAAGAACUUUAUGCUACUUUAUGUUAAAAAAUGGCAACAGUGGAGGAUGAAUGUCCCAUAACAAAAAGACAGAGAAAAAGAAGAAGCUUAUCGACUACGGUGUCGGCACAGACUACAAAGGCGGACCCGCGCACAUUUUCAGGACUUAUGCGGAUCCCAAAUACACAUCAGCAGGUACCAGAAGGUAGGUGUCAGGUUCAAACACUGAUGACAUCUAUUAAACAAGACAAGAAGCAAGGAAUUAAACAGGGACAGAAUAAAAAAUUGGCUCAAUGAGGAGAAAUGCGUACACCUGUACCCUUGCACAGUGUUCCACGUUCUGACGAAAGAUUGUACGCCUCCUCUUUUAUUUGGACUUUCCCUGAUUACAUGGCAACAGCUGUCUCUAAGGGAGGGCGGUCGUAAACAGCCAUCGCCUUUGAUUAAAAACAGUUCAAAGAAAAGGUCCCUGGAGGGGAGUCAGACCCUGCUUCCUCUCCGCUUUGUAGCUCUCGGGUCAAGACAAAAUCUUUCUGUGGAUUACAGUACAUCAAAGAAACAGAACACCUUCAUGUUGCUUCCCAUCCCACACAGUGGAGUUUUACAAGCCUUCUGCUUGGUAGGAUCUGUUGCGUCGACCAGCUCUUCCUCCCAGGGAAUCUAAGUUACUGGUCAAUCCCAAGUUCUUUAGACGACAUAUAUGCUGAGUAAGAAGGAUCACCAAGACAGAAUAGGAAUAUUAUCAAGUUUUACUGAAAUUUCAGGAGAACCACCUAGACCAAUACAUUCAUACCGGCUUCCUAAGUUGUUCUAACACUCAAACGGAAGAGCCAACUUCUUGCAGCUUGAAGAAAGCCCCCGCCUCUCUGGAAAGGAACACAGCCUCAUUGUUCUACUACAGUUAAGACAAAAGUGAGUAUUCCAUCUCCUACAGUGCAGGCCUUCAAGGUAACACACAUAGUUUACUUGCGGUCAUAAGAUAAAAAAUAGAAAGGGUACAAAUGGAAAAAACACUAUCUGUUUUAAACAUGACUAUGAGUACAGAAAUAACUCUUAAACAUAUAUGCAUUCUCCACAGAUCAAAGACAGCUUUUGUCCUCUCGAAGGGCGAGUUGAACUCAAUGUAACACAAGGUUUUGUGAUAACGUAGAUACAAUUAUUCUGACAGUAGGAAAAGUUGGUUUGGCAUAAUAUUGCGAAACUAAACGCCAGGUGAUAUGUCUGCUAAUAGGUGCCAUUUUGCGGUCCUUAUACACACACCAUAAUAAUACUGGUAUGUUUAA
Molecule: messenger RNA, 5907 nt
Organism: Nerophis lumbriciformis (worm pipefish)
Lineage: Eukaryota; Metazoa; Chordata; Actinopteri; Syngnathiformes; Syngnathidae
Product: HHIP-like protein 1
Cellular component (GO): membrane
Source: RefSeq, a predicted model, not a curated record